Molecule: messenger RNA, 2958 nt
Organism: Megalobrama amblycephala (Wuchang bream)
Lineage: Eukaryota; Metazoa; Chordata; Actinopteri; Cypriniformes; Xenocyprididae
Gene: fxr1
Product: FMR1 autosomal homolog 1
Exons: 17
Coding region: 92-2089 (665 amino acids)
Biological process (GO): regulation of dendrite morphogenesis; central nervous system development; positive regulation of protein phosphorylation
Cellular component (GO): neuronal cell body; postsynaptic density; dendritic spine neck
Molecular function (GO): translation regulator activity; protein homodimerization activity; mRNA 3'-UTR binding
Source: RefSeq, a predicted model, not a curated record
CACUGUCUGUAGUUUGAAGGAGUUCCUCAGGGUUCACUGCUGAGCCCUGUAGAGUUCGACAACUUUACCCAGCAUCCUCUUCGCGCUCAACAUGGAGGAAUUGACGGUGGAGGUCCGUGGCUCCAAUGGAGCUUAUUAUAAGGGCUUUGUCAAAGACGUUCAUGAUGACUCUCUCUCCAUUUCAUUUGAAAAUAACUGGCAACCUGAAAGACAAGUCCCCUUCAAUGAUGUGCGAUUACCACCUCCUGCUGAUGGCAAAAAGGAAAUCGCUGAAGGAGAAGAAGUGGAGAUUUACUCCAGAGCAAAUGAGCAAGAGCCCUGUGGCUGGUGGCUAGCUAAAGUGCGCAUGAUGAAAGGAGAUUUCUAUGUGAUUGAGUACGCCGCAUGUGACGCAACCUACAAUGAAAUAGUGACAUUUGAACGUCUCCGCCCAGUCAACCGCAAUAAAGCUGUGACAAAGAACACAUUCUUUAAGUGUACUGUUCCUGUCCCAGAUGAUCUCAGUGCAGCAUGUGAGAACGAACAUGCCCACAAGGAUUUCAAAAAGGCGGUUGGAGCCAUUCGGAUUGUUUACAGCCCAGAGCAAAGUGAACUGAUUGUACUGUCCAUGAAUGAAGCCACCGUCAAGCGUGUCUCCCUGCUGAGUGACAUGCAUUUACGGAGCAUCCGCACAAAACUCAUGCUCAUGUCCAGGAACGAGGAGGCGACAAAACAUUUAGAGAGCACAAAGCAGUUGGCCUCAGCGUUCCAAGAGGAGUUCACUGUGAGAGAAGAUCUCAUGGGUCUCGCCAUCGGAAGCCACGGCAGUAACAUUCAGCAAGCCAGAAAGGUGCCGGGAGUGACUGCUAUUGAACUAGACGAGGAGACUAGAACCUUCAGGAUUUACGGAGAGAGUACAGAGGCGGUUCAGAAAGCAAGAAAUUAUCUAGAGUUUCUGGAAGAUUCGGUGCAGAUUCCUCGUAAUCUUGUUGGGAAGGUUAUUGGAAAAAAUGGCAAGGUCAUCCAGGAGAUUGUUGAUAAAUCCGGUGUGGUGAGAGUGCGCAUCGAAGGCGACAAUGACAACAAACUCCCCCGACAGGAAGGAAUGGUGCCAUUUACAUUUGUUGGAACGAAGGAGAGUAUCAGCAAUGUGCAGGUCCUACUGGAAUACCAUAUUGCUUACCUAAAUGAGGUCGAACAGCUGCGACUGGAGCGGCUGCAGAUUGACGAGCAGCUGCGUCAGAUUGGGAUGGGUUACAGGCCUGCCCCAAAUCGACCCGCCGAUAAGGACGAGGGCACAUCUAACACCACCCUCCAUGUCAAUCGCUCCUACUCCGGCAGGGGCCGCGGCCGCCGGGGUCCCGGAUACACGUCUGGCUACGGCACUAACUCGGAGCAGUCGUACGCUUCUGAGACAGACUCUGAGCGCAAGGAAGAGCUGAGCGACUGGUCCCUGGCAGGAGAGGAGCCCGAGCGCAACCUCAGACAGCAGAGAGACAGCAGGAGGAGACCGGGAGAGGGCCGGGGCCGAGGACGUGGAGGACCUGGUGGCAGAGGCCGUGGCUCAGGACGAGGAGCAUCCAACUCCAUUAGCUCAGUCCUGAAAGAUCCAGAUGGAAACCCAUACAGUCUGUUGGACAAUACUGAGACUGAUCAGACAGCAGACACAGAUGCCAGUGACUCCCAGAUGAACACCAACCGCCGCAGACGCUCCCGUCGCCGCCGCACAGAUGAAGACACCACAGUGAUGGAUGGCAUGAGUGAGUCCGACAAUGCCUCCCUCAGCGAGAAUGGCCUCGAUGACACUGAAGCUAAACCACAGCGGCGCAAUCGUAGCCGCCGCCGCCGUUUCCGCCCUCCUGAGGAGAGGCAGCCAGUUACUGUGGCUGACUAUAUAUCAAGAGCUGAGUCUCAAAGCAGACAGAGAAACCCAAGAGACCUGAGGAAGAACAAAAAGGAUAUGGGUCAAGUGGAGUUCAUAUCGGAGCACAGCCCUACUGAAGCUGUGAGCAAUGGCCCCACCAAAGCAGACGAUCAGAGCAAGACGCCACAAGCUUCCGCCGAGAAGGCGCCAAAAGCCAAGCCAGCUGUUGUCAACGGAGUCUCCUAAUCAGUUCGGUUUAUUUCUCCAAACUCAUAACCUUUACAGUUUUACAAUAGUGCUUGUACAAGCUUGCCAAAGAUAGACGUACGGACUUCCACAUUCUCGAUUGCACUUUUCAGUUCCUUCACUAUGGAACAGAUAAUUACAAUGGGGGAAAAAAAAAAAAAAGAGACGACAAAAAACAAACAAAAAAAAAAAACCUUAAGUCACACCUAUGUUCCUGAUCAGAUGUUGUGCCUUCAGAGCGUAGUUUCAACAUAAUGUUGGCUGGCUAUAGAGAAAACGAACAGAAAAACAAACAAACAAACAACUUGUCUGAAAGACUCCCAGACAUCCUUAGCUGCUUUUUGUUACAUUUUAAUAUGCAACCACUUCUUCACGAGGGGUUAUGGGAAAAGGAUGUUUUGCACUGAAUAGUCAUUUCUUGACCUUUGGAAUAAUGUUAGUCUGGAAACUGGUGUGCUAACUCUGUCCAUUUUAAAUGCUGUAUGUAAAACACUUCCUGAAAGAUUGAAUUUGGGUUUCAUCUUUUUUUUUCUUGUUGGGUUGUAAUGGUGGCAACCGAGACUGUUUUGCUAAAGGAGCCUUUUUUUUUCUUUUUUUUUGGUUUAUUUAUUUUAAAAAUGUACAGUAUUUAAAAUUAACUUGGCAGUUGUUUUUAACACUAAGCUGUCCGAACUUCUUAGCACGCAAACUGCAAAUUUGGACUACUGAAAGAUCAAUUUCCAGAUGUUCUGUUCUGUAAACUACGUUCGUUAGUCUUUAUGGGUUUUUUUUAAAGAUCAUUCUGGUUGUUUGAUGUGCAAUAUGUUUUGUAUGCAGGUAGUUCAUAAAUAAACAUUUGAUCUUCCAGCCAACCUUUUAAAGUUGGUGUA